Vigna angularis (adzuki bean) is the source of this 534-nucleotide messenger RNA. Its product is annotated as secreted RxLR effector protein 161-like. The record is from RefSeq and is a predicted model, not a curated record. The coding region runs from base 1 to 534 and encodes 177 amino acids. NCBI's taxonomy places the organism in Eukaryota, Viridiplantae, Streptophyta, Magnoliopsida, Fabales, Fabaceae. The transcript has a single exon.
AUGAGCAAACCAAAGAAGUCUCAUAUGCAGGCUGCAAAGAGGGUGAUACAGUACAUCAAAGGGACAAGAGACUAUUGCAUUUUGUUUCUUGCUGGAAGGAAGAAAACUGCAAUGGAGAUAACUAGAUACACUGAUUCAAAUUAUGGAGGUGAUAUGGUGGAGAGGAAGAGUACAUCAGGUUACAUCUUUAUGUUGAACAAUACUCUCAUCUCUUGGUGUUCUAAAAAGCAACUAGUGGUGGCUUUCUCAAGCUGUGAAGUUGAGUUCAUAGCUGAAAGCUAUGGUACAUGCCAAGGAAUUUGGAUUAAAGAGUUAAUGGAAGAAUUAAAGGUGUCUAUGGAGAAUCUAAUUCAAUUGAAGAUUGACAAUGUUUCAGCAAUCAAUUUGGCAAAGAAUCUUGUGAGCCAUGGUAGGAGUAAGCACAUAGAAGUAAAAUUUUAUUUCCUUAAAGACAUGGUGAAGAAAGGAAGAAUAAUCUUAGCCUAUUGCAAAAAAGGAGUGCAGUUGGUUGACUUGUUUACUGUAAACCAUUGA